Astrephomene gubernaculifera is the source of this 820-nucleotide messenger RNA. The record is from the annotation of a GenBank genome assembly. NCBI's taxonomy places the organism in Eukaryota, Viridiplantae, Chlorophyta, Chlorophyceae, Chlamydomonadales, Astrephomenaceae.
CAAGAGCCACAGCAGCCACCUGAGGCUAGCUUCCGGCGACUGCGAGGGCGGGGUGGCGGUGUGGUCGGUGCUGGGCGGCAGCGUGGCGAGCAGGCUGGAGGAACACUUUUCCGUACGAGAGUAUGUACGGAGCGGCAACAGCAGCACCUCUAGUGGCGGCGGAGGCGGUGGACCAAGAGGGAUGUACGGCAAUGACGUCAGCGGCGGCAGUGCCGGCGGCGGCCCCGGUUACCUGGCUCCUGGGGGUGUGGCGGGGCUGGCUUGGGUGCUCUCCUCUCCGUCGGUGCUGGCGGUGCUGCUGACCCCUGGGUCACUGCUACUCUGGGAUACCAAAGGGGGUGCCGUACUCUGGAAGCGGGAGCUAGCGGGCCCGGACAUUUGGCACAGCCUGGAGGUGGAUCCGUUGGACUGCCGGCGGUUGGCGGUUGGUAGCGGUCAAGGCGGGCUGGCAUUACUCUCACUGGACGACCCGGCGAGCGACCGAGUGGAGAUCAAACAGUACCGCAUUGGCACCGCGGCGGCGGUUGCAACCACCAACAGCAACAGUAAUGGAGGUGCUACUGCGGCUGCUGCUGCUACUGCGGGCGGCCUGGUCGGCCUGCGCUUCUGCGCCACUCGGGACUUGCUGUUCCUCAUGAUGCCGCGCGAGAUCGUUGUGUUUGACACGGAGUUGGGAGCCCCCGCCGCCUCCCGCCCGCUCCCCCCCGGCCGGCCGCCCUUCUCCUGCCUGCUGGGGGUGUACGGCAGGGGGGUGAGUGCGGGCGGGGGCGACGAGGGCGGCUGCGAGGGGGUGUGGGCGGCGCAUGUGGAUGGCAGCCUG